Molecule: messenger RNA, 897 nt
Organism: Durusdinium trenchii
Lineage: Eukaryota; Dinophyceae; Suessiales; Symbiodiniaceae
Source: the annotation of a GenBank genome assembly
AUGUCCCUGGACUUACGGACCGAUGGAGCAAAACGUGGGGAGUUUCGAGCCGAAGUCGCUGUGGAGUCCUGUGCCAAUGCGGGCUGGAAGGACCAACGAUUUGAGGGCCAAAUCGUGAAGUACUUGGUGGACAAAGGCUACGGCUUCAUCAGGUGUCAAGAGCUGCGGCAAAGUCGAUAUCCAGACCGAGAUAUCUUUCUGCAUCAAAAGCAGCUCGGGAACUUCAAAGAGGGCGACGCUGUGAGCUUCGGGAUCUUCCUGAAUCGGGAUGGCAAGCCUCAGGCCACUGAGCUCGCGUACCUGAAUGGCGGCGGCGAGCAGCAGUACCAGCAGCAGGGCCAGUACCCGCAGCAGUCGCAGCAGUACCAGCAGCAGUCGCAGCACCAGCAGUACCCUCAGGAGUACCAGCAGCAGCAGUACCAGCAGUACUCACAGCAGCAGUACCAGCAGGGUCAGUACCAGCAGUACUCGCAGGAGUACCAGUCGCAAGACCACUAUGGUAUGCAGGGCCAGGGUGGCGACCAGGAACCUUUGGAGAGACUGGAUCGAUCGAACCUGAAUUCGCGGCAGUCCCACCAGGCCAGCAUGGGCGAAUGGCCGCCACAGCCGCCUCAGGAGGAGGAGGGCACACAUGAAGUGGAAGUGCCAAAGGAUUUAGUGUCUCAGUUGGAGGGAGGAACCCGACACAUCAGCGAGGGACCAGGCAUUGACCUCCUUGAUCAUAGCCGACUUCAUCAAUUGAAGCAGAUGGCAGGGGGCGACAUACAAAUUGCCUUCCAGACUCGACCAGAUCACAGCAACCCUGUGGCCGUGGUCAAAGGUCCGAAGGCACACGCCAGUUUGGCUGCCAUCUUGGUGAUGCAGGAGCUGUGUGACCUCAUCCAGAUCCCCGUGUGA